Teleopsis dalmanni is the source of this 2016-nucleotide messenger RNA. It is a transcript of the gene P58IPK, whose product is annotated as dnaJ homolog subfamily C member 3. Gene Ontology annotation, molecular function: protein-folding chaperone binding; misfolded protein binding. The record is from RefSeq and is a predicted model, not a curated record. NCBI's taxonomy places the organism in Eukaryota, Metazoa, Arthropoda, Insecta, Diptera, Diopsidae. The transcript has 5 exons. Gene Ontology annotation, cellular component: endoplasmic reticulum. Gene Ontology annotation, biological process: protein folding in endoplasmic reticulum. Bases 445 to 1938 code for a protein of 497 amino acids.
GGGCAUAUGCAGAGCUGUGGGGUGCGCUAAAAAUAUUUUACUGACGUGUGUUUUGUCAAAGUAUUCCGAAAAACAUUCUCAGUUUUUGUUUUUGUGACUAGAAAACGGCAAAAUUCUAUUCAUUUAUAGGUGAAAAGUACAAAAGAUCGAACGGUUUAGCCGUUUGAGAAAUAGAUAAAAAAGAAUUCAAUUUAAAAUCAAUGACUUGCCUUUAAAAUGCCUUUAUUUUGCAUAGAAUUUUUAAAUUUAUGAUAUAUUUUUGAUUAUAUGUACAUAUCUGUGUUGUCACGUCAAGUGGACGCGUAUGUGUAAAAAGUAAAUAAACUGAAAGUGAAAUCAGUGCGUAGUGCCACGCAUUUCAGAUUUUUUUUGACAAUUUUGGCAAAUUAAAUCAAUAAUUAAAACGAUAUUAAAUUUUUAUCAAAUUAACAAAUUCAUGACGAUAUGGCGUUGUCGUUGAACGAUAUGCUGCUUAUGGGGGGCGGCGAGAAGAAAUUAGCUGCGUGCAUUUUGUUAUUACUCUUGGAAUUAUUUUUGGAAGGAGCUGAAGCGGUGCCGAAUAAAGCUGACAUUGAAAAUCACUUAGAAAUGGGUAAAGACCUUUUAGCACGUGGACAACUUGCUGAUGCGUUAACUCAUUAUCAUGCUGCAGUGGAGGGCGAUCCCAAUAACUAUUUGACACUAUUUAAGCGUGGCACAGUUUACUUAGCUUUGGGAAAGACACGUUUUGCCAUACAAGACUUCACUAAAGUUUUGGAAUUGAAGCCAGAUUUUUUGGCUGCUCGGCUGCAACGUGGCACAGUUUAUUUGAAAACAGGAGAAUAUCAGUUAGCCUACAGAGACUUCGAAGACGUUUUAUCCGAAGAUCCUCAUAAUGCUGUUGCACAUGAACACUAUGGGCGUAUACCACCAGCUGAAGAACAAUGGGAAAUAAUUAAAGACUUAAUAUAUCGUGGAGAUCAUCAUAACGCUUUACAUAUGCUUACACAAUUGUUGGAAAUCUCACCAUGGUCAACAACAUUCCGACAAACUCGCGCUGAUCAGUACAUUGCCGUCAAUGAUAUGCUCUCAGCUAUUUCGGAUUUACGUUCAGUUAAUAAACUUUCACAGGACAGCACAGAAGGCUACUAUCAUAUAGCUGUGUUAUUGUAUAAAAUAGGACAUGCGACUAGUGCGCUUAAGGAAAUUCGGGAAUGUUUAAAAUUCGACCCAGAGCAUAAAGACUGUUUUCCAUUUUAUAAGAAAUUACGUAAAGUAGAAAAGGGACUAUCAACCGCUGAACAAGCGCGCGAUGAAAAACGAUAUCAAGACUGUAUAGCGGCUGCGGAAACAGCGCUGAAAAACGAAAAAGAAGAACAAAUGAUUAUUUUCGAAGCGAAGCGUUUGCUUUGUACGUGUUACGUUCAAGAUGAACAACACACUAAAGCCUUAACGCAUUGCAAAGACGCAAUUGAGAUAAUGCGCGAUGCGCAAGUACUCUGUGAUCGUGCCGAGGCAUACCUUGGCUCUGAAAUGUUCGAUGAUGCCAUACGCGAUUUUCAGGCUGCACUGGAAAUCGAUGAAAGUAUGCAACGUGCCAAAGAGGGUAUCGAAAAAGCUAAAAGACUGCAAAAACAAUCUGAACGUAGGGAUUAUUAUAAAAUACUGGGUGUGAAGCGUAAUGCUAGUAAACAGGAAAUCAUUAAAGCUUAUCGAAAAGCCGCACAGAAAUGGCAUCCCGAUAACUUUAGAGAUGAUGAGAAAAAAGUUGCGGAAAAGAAAUUUAUUGAUAUUGCAGCCGCCAAAGAAGUACUGACAGAUCCUGAGAAAAGAAAGCAAUUUGAUAAUGGAGAAGAUCCACUGGAUCCUGAAAGUAAUCAACAAGGCUUCCGUGGUGGUAAUCCAUUUGCACACUUCCAUCACGGAUCACCGUUCCAGUUUAAAUUUCACUUCAAUUAAAUGGCUUCAGGAUUUAUUAUUAAAUUUAGCUAAGUUAUUAACACUAACGGACCUAUUCUGUGCAUUUUACAGAUUUGU